Messenger RNA from Linepithema humile (Argentine ant), 1344 nucleotides. RefSeq names its product UBX domain-containing protein 1. Lineage: Eukaryota; Metazoa; Arthropoda; Insecta; Hymenoptera; Formicidae. Gene Ontology annotation, biological process: negative regulation of protein K48-linked deubiquitination; negative regulation of protein ubiquitination; negative regulation of proteasomal ubiquitin-dependent protein catabolic process. Gene Ontology annotation, cellular component: nucleus; cytoplasm. Gene Ontology annotation, molecular function: K48-linked polyubiquitin modification-dependent protein binding. The record is from RefSeq and is a predicted model, not a curated record.
CCUAUGUUGGCAUAUAACAGCAUAUAAGUACCGCGUCGAUUCGACGUGACGUUUAACUUUUGGACGGCAGAGUUCGGUCUGAACAAUUUUUCAAAGUGAUAUAUUCGGUGAACGUGUGAAUAAACAACGCAAAAUGUCGUCAGGCGUCAUAGAUAUCCUUGUGGAUAUGGGUUUCAGCAUGUCUAAAGCUGAAAAGGCCUUGGAAAUCACCGGCAAUAAAGGUGUGGAGCCGGCGAUGGAAUGGUUGCUGGCCCAUUCGGAUGAAGCUGAACCAGCACCUGAACCUUCUGUAGGCGAGAGUGCCCCAUCGCUGGCUGCUGACACACCAGCACAGGAUACUGUUGCUGGUGCUAGCAGUCAGCCAGUGUCCACUACUGAAACGGCCAAAUCUAUGAAAUGUGAUGUUUGCGGAAAGCUUUUUAAGUCUAAUUUAGAAGUUGAGUUCCAUGCCACAAAGUCUGGGCAUGAUAGAUUCUCUGAAAGCACAGAGGAAAAGAAACCACUUACCGAAGAAGAGAAGAGGGAGCAAUUAAAAAUGUUGGAAGAAAAAUUGAGACAAAAGAGAAAGGAAAGAGAAGAACAGGAGAAGAUAAAUGCAUUUGAAAGAGAAAGAAAUAGGAUACGAUCGGGAAAAGAAAUGUCUGAAGCUAGAAAAAAAUUGGAAGAGUUAGAAAUGAAAAAACUCUUGGAGCAAAGAAAACGUGAAAAGGCAGAGGAGAAAGAAGCGAUACAAAGAGUCAAAGCACAAAUCGAAGCUGACAAAGCAGCAAGACGAGCCAAAGCUGCCGCCGAAAGUAGCCAAUCAAUUAAUUUAUCACCUGUAGCAGCAUCUUCAUCGACAUCCACAUCCACACAUCAUAGGAAGGAUUACACCGAAACCAAGCUUCAACUUAGGCUUACUAACGGACAAACCUUGACACAAAGUUUUGGAAGCAAGGAACAGUUGUCUGCAGUGAGAUUGUUUAUUGAAAUGAAUAGGACAGAUGGUAAUGGUCCUUUUCAGCUCAUGACUACUUUUCCCAAGAAAGUGUUCACAGAUGAAGAUUAUGAUACGCCAUUAGAUGUAUUAGGUUUGGUGCCCUCAGCAGUCGUAAUCGUCCAAAAAAAGGUGGAAUAAUGUGGCCAGUGAUGUCUUAAUUUGUAAGCAAAAAUACUAAUGUAUAUUAUCAUACAGAUUAAUUAUGAUAUAUUAAUUUUAAUAUAAUAUUUUCUUGAUUAUGAACACAUGGGGUAAACUCUUUGUCUGUAAUACACAAAACUUUUUUCUGAUUUCUGAAAUCGAUCUCUUUGUAAUUUGUUUUGUAUGAAAAUCGUUAUAAUUAAAAAUUUAAAUGAUAACAGAGA